UGGUUGAGCUCUCUGGGGUGGCCUGUGGUGCCUGUGCCUGCCGGCCAUCUUCCCAGCACCCCUUCUUCCUCUAAGGCACUCUGGCUUGGUUUUGCACUCACUUGUUCCUGUAACGCUCUAAAGCAUGAAUUUAAGGAAGUGGUAGAAAUCAACAAAUUGAGUUAAAGAAUUCUGCUGCUGCUGCUGCCCCGAACGCUUUGCUGACGCUGCCGGUGACCUCUGAGUGUCCGUGCAGUCUGGUGGGCCCGUUCACCCCAGGCACCAGCAUGGUUGCUGCCUCUCCCCUGCAGAGAUUCAGGACAGGAGCUGUCUUUCACUGUUAGACCAGCUGAGAAGGACUGUGGGAAGUAAAGGGCAAGGUAAUCAAGAAAAAAUUCAUGCUGGGUAAAAUGUUUACCCAUUGGAACAAUUUCCAUUAAAUUUAAUGGCUAAAGGUGCCAUAUAAUGGAUUUAAUUCUUCACAUUUUAUGAAGUAUUAUUAGCAUGCAUUGCUUGCAUAGUAGACAAGUCUGUAUUUGCAUAGCCUGUUACAUUUUGCUAGGGAAAUACAGAAGAAGCGUAAAAAUCCUAACUCAGGUCAAUAUUUACUCAUGUCCCUUCAUGAUUAGAAUCACUUGAAAGAUUAUAUUGUAACAACAUAAACUAUUACAGUGACUCUCUGCUACCAAAUCACUGAAUGCAGAUAAUCUACUGGAUAACUGGGUUUGUGGCAGCAAAAAGUUCACGAAUACCAUUUGCAUGACACUUUUUUUAAAGGGGCUUACAACACAGUACAGUUGGGGUCAGCACCCAAAGUUAAUUUUGAGAUUCUAGACUCAAUGACUGUCUUAUCUCUGAUGUCUGUACUGCAACAGAACUUCACUAGAUCUCGAGUUAUUACAAUCCAAAUAAUAAGGUUUGUGUUUUUUCCUUUUGUUGUCCUGCUGCAUUUGGAGCUUCCAGAACAGUGGAUUCUACAGUAUUGAGAACAGCACAUGUGAGAAAAGGAAGCUAUGACGUUAGUGAUUUGUGGUGAACAAAGAAAUGACAAUACAAAUCAUUAUAAAAGCAUGAAAGGGGAGAAAGAUCUUGAUCGUGUGCAGAAUUCCCUUGUACCUCGGCUAGGUGAAGAUGAAUAGUGUCUCUAGUUCUUCUUUUGCACAUCCAGUAAAUACAUACUGCUUCAUCCUUGUACACAGGAACUAUGGAAAGGUGUGACAUGGUGCUCAGGUUCUUCUGGUUUUGAUGGAAGCGGUAUCUGCUAACAGAAGAUCACAUAAAGUUACAAGAAUUUCAGCAGAUGAAAGUGGCAAUUAGAAAUGAAGUUCAUGGCAAUAAAGAUCUGUAUUUUAAAAGUAUUAAAGAAAAAUUAAAGACAAAUGGAAAGAUUCUCAAAAAUGAAUUAAAAAAAUUACUGCAUUUAUGUCAGACUUCAUCUGAUGUGGAACUAGCCAGAAAAGUUAUUUACAGGUUCCAUGAACAGAAUGAAAUCACAGCCAUAAAUGAUUUUAAAUUUGGGCCUCUCUUUAUGAGGCUGUGUUACGAGCUAGACCUUGAAAGGCCUGCAGUAGAACUUAUCAAAGAUCAGAAUUUGCGUGGUUUUUUCUCGGAGAGUACAUCAUUCCAUAUUUUGAUGACUAUGUUGUUUAAAAAGGGCCAUUUUGAAAGUGCUUUGGAAGUUCUGGUAGAAAUGAAAAAACAAGGUGUACCUUUCAACAAAGAAACUUAUCUACUUGCAUUUGCAAUAUGCUAUAAACUUGACAACAUAGAGUCUUGGAAAAUCUCUGAGAAACUGCUUGAAGAAGCACAGCUAAAAGGUGUCACAUUGCCACUACGAGUGUUCUGCUUUGCUGUGGCAACUGCUCUGAAGCAGGAUGAUGUAGUGCUAGCCAAAUUUUAUUGUUCCCAGAUAAUGAAAAUGGAGAGCAAACUAUAUAAUAAUCUUAAAGUUCUUGUCCAGCUCAAAUCUGGUUCACUUGAAGAAGUAAUAAAAACAUUAGAGGAAGCAGUGGAAGUAGAUACUCCUCCCUUUGUGAAAAAAAUUGAGUUUUCUGAGCAGGUGCUGGCUACAGUCAGGGAAAAGAUGGAAAAAACCCCCAGCCUUUCUGCCAAAUUAGAGAAGAUAUAUACGAAACUACAAGCUUCAGGACGAAUAACUUCCAGCACGCUGGAAGACAUGCUUUUCCAGAUUCCUAGUUCAAAGAAGACACCUGCAAAGCUUUUAAAUCACAAGUUACUUGGCUAUCAGACUGCUAAACCUCUUCAUUCAAAUCUGUUGUUGGAAUAGUUCAUUAUUUAAUGGCAAACUGAAUUGCUGCUAACAUCUCUUAGAAGCUAGGUUCAAAUAAAAAACAUUUUCUCCCCCACUCCACAA
Messenger RNA from Apus apus (common swift), 2353 nucleotides. It is a transcript of the gene PTCD2, whose product is annotated as pentatricopeptide repeat domain 2. The coding region runs from base 1280 to 2266 and encodes 328 amino acids. Lineage: Eukaryota; Metazoa; Chordata; Aves; Apodiformes; Apodidae. The transcript is spliced from 10 exons. Gene Ontology annotation, cellular component: mitochondrion. Gene Ontology annotation, biological process: mitochondrion organization; regulation of mRNA processing; multicellular organism development. Gene Ontology annotation, molecular function: RNA binding; protein binding. The record is from RefSeq and is a predicted model, not a curated record.